This is a messenger RNA of Lasiosphaeria miniovina, 531 nucleotides long. RefSeq lists its product as uncharacterized. The transcript is spliced from 4 exons. The record is from RefSeq and is a predicted model, not a curated record. Bases 1 to 531 code for a protein of 176 amino acids. NCBI's taxonomy places the organism in Eukaryota, Fungi, Ascomycota, Sordariomycetes, Sordariales, Lasiosphaeriaceae.
AUGGGCAACCACAACGCCGAGGAGAACCGGUCGACCUUCUACAACAUAACCAUCCUGGGGCUGUGCAACCUUGCAGCGCCGGGCAUCUGGGGCGCCAUAAACUCGAGAGGCAUGAAAGGCAAAAGGAGGUUGUACGUCAACAACCGGUUCGGCAACGAGUGGCUGGUGCUGCUGGGGGCGGCGCUGUGCGGCGUGUCGGCGGGCGUGUUCUGGAUGGCGGAAGCGGCCGUCGUCAUCGCGUACCCGGAGUCGUGGAACUGCGGCAAGGCGCUAGGCUACUGGCUGACGUUCCGGCUGGCGGGCCAGAUCGUCGGCGGUGCCAUCAAUCUGGGCCUCAACGCCGGCCGCGACGAGGCCGGCAAGGUCUCGUACACCGUGCUCCUCGUCUUCAUCGCCCUACAGGCCACGGGCCCGUUUGUGGGUCUGCUGCUCAAUAAGCCCGACCAGGUCGAGCGCAAGCACAAGCACAAGCAGCGGCCCGAGCUCCAUAAAUGGCGCGCCUGCUUCGGAAGAGCAGAGACAAGAAAGUAA